AUGUCGGAAAGGAAAUCUAACGAAAAUACUUCAACAAUUACUUUUGAUCCUAUUCUGCCAGACAGUGGAAUUCUUUUCUAUGAAGAAUGUCCAAAAGAAUAUGAAAUUGAUCCUCCAAUAUUAUUGCCAUUGAAGAGCACUACUCAAAUACGAUUUGAAGAACUUCAAAGUGAAGCUGUUCGGGCUUGGAAAGAAUCACAGAAAACGGCAAGCAAGAAAGAGUGA
Pieris macdunnoughi is the source of this 225-nucleotide messenger RNA. Lineage: Eukaryota; Metazoa; Arthropoda; Insecta; Lepidoptera; Pieridae. The record is from the annotation of a GenBank genome assembly.